Ooceraea biroi (clonal raider ant) is the source of this 1792-nucleotide messenger RNA. RefSeq lists its product as uncharacterized. The record is from RefSeq and is a predicted model, not a curated record. NCBI's taxonomy places the organism in Eukaryota, Metazoa, Arthropoda, Insecta, Hymenoptera, Formicidae.
AUGCAGCUGGGUGACCUGACGGUGCGCUUCGCUACCAUCAACAGCCAGCCAACGAUACGUCUGGACACUCCGUCCGGACGAUUGACCUUGUCCGCACCGACGGUGCGCUUCCUAUACGGAUUGCGGCACUGCGUCCAGCGCGUGAUCGCCACGAUGACCGGUGUCGUCGGACGCGCCGAGGCUAAACUUCGCGCCUUCAGGCACAUCGCCGCGGGUGUGGAAGAUCCUUCCAGCGUUCUCAGGGCCAUAAGCGGCAGCGCGGACUUCGACCGGAACGAUCUGCUCGAUUGCGAACUGCUAGUUAUGCUGAGUCCGAAUGAUGCUUUAGUAAAAUGGGAGUACUUUCAGAUUUUGCAUAAUAAAGACAAAACAUUACCAGCUGAAAUGCGUGUAUGUCCCAAAUUAACAAUAAAUCAUUUGAUACUCACCAACAUGGCUAAAAUGAGAGUUCCAUUAGCUGCUCAAAUUUUAGAAGAGUCUCUUAACAAAUUAAAUACUUGGGAGCAACACGUUCAAAAUGGUGACAUUUCAGAAAAAAAGUUUUUGACGAGACAGACUGCAGAUGGGCUUCGAGUGACUAUAAAAUCAACACUCGAUAUAGUGAAUUAUUUAACACUUGAUGCUGGUUUCGAUUCUGUUUUAACAGGAAGAUUGAAUCAAGAUUCAUUGGAGGUUUUUCUUAAUCCUUUAAAGCCAAACGAACAAAUUGUUUACUGGAAUAAUUAAUUUCUACAGUUAUUUCAAAUGGAUAUCUAUUAACAUUAAAUAAUUAAACAUCGAUGUUGAUUUAUAAUCGAAUGAUUUCACUAUUCUGCAGGAAAUGAGUUGUAUUAGACUGACAAACUUCAUCAGUGCACACUUUAAUGAGUAAGAAAAAGUAUAAAAAGUCACACACAAAGAAAAAGUACACUAUUUUUGAUUAUAUGACCACCAAGAUUUGUUAGUUAUGUCGAACAAAUAAUUCAUUACUUAUAUCUUUUUUUAAAUUGUAUAUAUCUGGAUUUUAGAACUAACAAAACAUAUAUAAUAUAUAAAUAUAUACUAUAUUUUUGUGAUAGUUCUAAAAGUUUAUUACAGAAUAUACUUGUAGCAUUAUUUUUAUUAUAAUUGUUUUAAUAUAUAAAUGUUUCUAUAUAUUUGUUAUAGAGAUUUUUUGGCUCAAUAAGACAAGCAGCAGGGUCUAAUGACCAUCCUGGAAUCACUACUUUUCUUCAAUCAUACAAAAUUUUGAGUACUUUAAGCAUGCUUAAGCCUCCGCGUUAUGGAAAUUGUUCAGUCAUAGAAGAUUCAAAACCUUUAAUCUCAAUAUCUGAUAUAAAACAGUUAUAUCAAAAGUCAAACAAAAAGUCAUUAAUGAAAUUAAAAAAAAAAUUAAAUCAUGCUAUUGAUAACAAUGAAUGGACUUUUCAGGAUUACAUGACAGAACAUGAUUAUUAUCGACCUGAAGUUACAGAUUGUAUUGUAUAUUAUAUUAUACAACGGGAUAUUUAUAUAACUAUAUAUCUAAAUACAUAAAGUGUGACAUAUGUAGGAAUGCAUUUACUGAUCCUACAGCAUGUAGUCCUUUUCCUGCGGCACUAUUAACAAAUAUAAAAAGUGAUGGUUACUUAACGCAUCCAAAUUUAAAGAUGUUCAGAUUUAUAAAAUAUUUAGAAACCUUAUUUUCUAAAUAUUGUAAUCGUACUGAUGUGUAUGAUAUAAUUAUAGAACAUAUUUAUACAGAUGAUUUAUCUUUCCCAUAUGAAGAACAUGGUGAUAUUGUUCUAUCGAAAAUAAUAGAUUUUUAUAUUGG